Molecule: messenger RNA, 3099 nt
Organism: Pseudomyrmex gracilis
Lineage: Eukaryota; Metazoa; Arthropoda; Insecta; Hymenoptera; Formicidae
Product: RNA-binding protein 24-like
Exons: 6
Coding region: 484-1497 (337 amino acids)
Cellular component (GO): cytosol
Molecular function (GO): RNA binding
Source: RefSeq, a predicted model, not a curated record
GUAGUUCAACAAGCAGGUUCGGUGCCUCGGCACGACGAGUCCCCAUUGGCACUCGCACGUGGAUCGUCGUCAGCGGUGGUUUCGCGCGCGCGUUACGGUCCUCACAGCAGAGUCACCGUUCACGCCGGGUGGCCUUUUCCAACGUAGUCGCAUAGAAACCACCCUUAAUGUGUACACGUUUUUAUUUUUCAAAUCAAUUGUAACCGUUUUUCCAGAAAGUGCCGGUCUUGUCGUGAGAAACUAUCUUGAGAGAUUUUUAGUUUUUUUUUGGUGCAAUUCUUUUGGUGUACUAAUUGGGAUUACAUCACAAUCAAUAGUGCAACGUCGGAAAAAAACACAGGACGAAACAAAGAUAAUUCAGAAUAGACGGUUUAAAUGCUGGACGGCUCGAGGUGUAAUUAACGUUGAUCGAGUAUCAAAGAAAGUGUCAAGAUUGAGCAAGUCGUUCUUCCGUCCGGCGGUGAACUCGCCAAAUUUUGGAGGAUGUUGAUGCCGGGUGCGGCGGGUCUCGGGACGGUGGGCGCCGUGGGUGCGAUGAGUCCCCCAGCGCCUGAAGAGUUGGUGCAAGGACUGGGAGCCUUGGCCGGAACGACGCCGCAGCAAAAAGACACGACAUGGACGAAGCUCUUUGUCGGCGGUUUGCCGUAUCACACGACCGAUAAGAGUCUUCGGGAACACUUCAACGUUUACGGUGAUAUCGAGGAGGCAGUCGUAAUUACAGAUCGGCAGACUGGCAAAAGUCGAGGUUACGGCUUUGUGAUUAUGGGGGACAGACCUGCUGCGGAAAGAGCAUGCAAAGACCCAAAUCCAAUCAUCGACGGACGCAAAGCGAACGUUAAUCUGGCCAUUCUCGGAGCUAAACCCCGGGGUAAUUUACAAACAACAUUCCCGUUCACUGCAGGCAUCCGGGCUGGUUAUCCAGCGGUGCUUCCUGGACAAUAUGGGGUACCACCGGGCUAUGUGUAUCAAUCGCCUUACCUGGCGGCAGCAGCGCCAGGUGGCCUGGUGCCUCUUCCGGCGACGCAGUUGGGCCACGCAGCCCUCGCGGCGGCUUCGCAAUUCUACGAGUACCAGAACGCGGCGGCGGCCGCCGCGACCUACCCCGGCACAUCCUAUAACUUCGCCGAGGCGUAUCCGUACACCACCGCAGCCGCGGCUGGUACGUGUCUGAAUACAGUCCAGAGCAAGGGCGGUAGUAGCAACUAUCCGAUUAACCAUCACCAACAACAACAGAACCAACAACAGCAAAACAGUCCUGUAGCGACGUUGGCUCAUCAGCAGCGGUUGGAGAAAGCUCUAUUACCGCAAGUUCUGCCGUCCGUGCUACGUGACUACGCUAACGCGGCAGCGGCUGGUUAUGUGACGCCGUACACGUAUGCUACGUUACCAGGUGCUGCGGGUUUGCCAGCAGCGGCGGCGGCGGCAGCAACAGCAGCUGGAGCAGCAUUUCCAGCCCUGCCGUAUCAGACGACACCUCAGGAGGCCAGAUUGCAAUAAAAGAAAGCUUCAAUCAGAGAACCACCUAUGGAUGGUUUGUAAUCCAAGGCUUUGUAAGAAGCGAGCUGCAACGAGGCAUUCGGGUUUCCGAAUUGUCAGUAUCAGGGAUUGGCUCAUCAGCUUCUCUUUUAGCUGUUCUUCGAGAUUUCUAUGUUCCUGUUUGUGUCUCACGGAAAAUUUUGAUGUAUGGUUGUGAGAACUGCAAACAAAAGAAAAAAAACAAGCAAAAACGAGUAAAAAGACGAUGAAUUUGAUCAUGAAAUCGUUGAUUCGCAACAUCUCGCUAAACUCUACACAAUCUACGAUAUAUGUAUCCUCUUCUUCCUUUGUAUCGCCUGUUCUUAACCCUAAUCUUCCUGUCUAAGUUUUCCUGUCACGAGACAUCGGCGCGCUUUACGACCAACACGGUGAAAUUUUAACACAAUUAUAUUAAAAUUAACGACUAAUAAAUAAUUAUAUCAAGAGAGACGAGCUUGUGUGUGUAAAACAAAAGUGAUUCUUAUAAUAUUCAGAGAAAUUGAGAGCCAAAAGGAUAAACAAAUAGAUUCAAAUAAAUAUUGUUAGAUCCGUCGGAAAAUAUGUGCGCAAAAAAAAAAAAAAAAUUCAUAAGGCUUUUAGGCACGACGCUAUUUUCUAGCGUCUUUGUGAGAUGAGUUUUAUAUUUCGGAAUAUUAUCUGUUACAAUGGAAACGAUGUAACGAAAUAUAAACGCGUUUUAUUUAGAGUAUACGGAUCUUGAGUCUCCUAGAUAAUCGCAGAUGUAAUUGUCUUGAACGGAUAACUUCAGAAGCUAGAAAAUAUUCGCCUAAAAUUGCUGCGACUCGCGUUAAAAAUAAAAAAGAUCCUUUCAUAUAAAUUCGCUUUUCCUUAAUCCGCAGAACACGUACGAAAACUCAUGUUUUAAGCAUUUUGCGUCUAAUAAAUGCGACAUACGAUUCAAUGUCGUAUGUGUCUGGCUUGUGAUUGCAAGUUUCAGACACAGACUGCUCUCGAAUCUCAAGCUCGAACAUUCAAUUGUUCGAACUCAAGUUUGAAAGCAUUAAUCGAACAGCUCUAGACUGUAAAAAAUUUUGACAAUUGUUUCGUAAAUUGGCACGGGCGUAUAAAGUCGAAAAAAAAUUAAUGAACAAGAUCAGAGAAGAGUAAUGUAUUGUAGUGUUCAAAUAUGAGAACGAAUUGAUCGAAUAAAAUUCGAACUAAUUGUUCAAAAAUAUUUCUAGUUUGAAAUAGUCACGCAAUAAAAAUAAUUCGAGCGUGUAAUUUGUGCGAAUCUGUUGUCCCGGUGUUUCUAGCAAAAAGUAAGCCCUAUGUAACAAUUGAUAUAGACUUACUAAUUUACUACAAUACAUAGUUCUAAGUUACCAGUUAAACCGUAAAAAUACACUGUUUUCGACAGAUUUUUACGAAUGUGCUCAAUCGAAUAAGAUUUUUACCGAAAAUUACAGCAAUUUUAGGCGUUGAUAACUUCUAAACAAAUCAAGCAAAUUCAACGAUUUCUGCGUGAGCUUAACAUCAUCAUUUAAAGACACGUGUAAAAUUUUGUGUCGAUUAGCGAAUAUAUAUUUAUUAGUUUCGAUCUGUAACUAGAAAAUAUUUAUAUAA